This is a messenger RNA of Pipistrellus kuhlii (Kuhl's pipistrelle), 2001 nucleotides long. It is a transcript of the gene IZUMO1, whose product is annotated as izumo sperm-egg fusion 1. The record is from RefSeq and is a predicted model, not a curated record. Gene Ontology annotation, molecular function: protein binding involved in heterotypic cell-cell adhesion; signaling receptor binding. The transcript has 9 exons. Lineage: Eukaryota; Metazoa; Chordata; Mammalia; Chiroptera; Vespertilionidae. Gene Ontology annotation, biological process: fusion of sperm to egg plasma membrane involved in single fertilization; sperm-egg recognition; heterotypic cell-cell adhesion. The coding region runs from base 779 to 1903 and encodes 374 amino acids. Gene Ontology annotation, cellular component: acrosomal membrane; plasma membrane.
UUCUGGGAGUUCUAUUCCUAGGGCUGGGAAGGGCCGCUUCUCGCGUCCUCCCAGGUCGACGCCGGGGUCUUGGGCAUCUGGUCGGGAGCUUGGGUUUUCCUGGGGCCCGGGAUGGGGAGGGAGCUGAGGCCGGGAUUCCUUUCCUCGUGUCUGGAAUGCCAGAGCCCAAGGGGUACCUUCUUCGAUAAAUGCUGGGGAAGUUCCGGUCUCAAAGGCGGCCGCCUCUGUGACGUCAAAGCGCGAUGGGCGGGGACUCCCUUUGUUGCGGUCCAAUCAGAUUCGGCGUGUGGCUUCUGGGCGGGGCCAGGGAAGCCCCCCGGAGUGUUGUCCCUUGGGAGUUCGGGGCUCCAAAUAGGAAGUUAGAAGACGGAGGCUGGGUGUGUGGGGGGCGGGGGAGUACCUUGCGGAUAGGGGCGAACCGUGUCAAAUGCUCUCUAUGCCACGCAACCAACCUCACCCUCGCCCCUAACAAACUCUUUAGCUGUAGUAAUGGGAAAAUAUUAGAGUGGAAGGAAGGUCCUCCUCUCUCAAAGCCCUCGGAACCUGGAGUCGGCUCUUCAGCGAACCUUAGUGUUUUGAGAGCACAAGACUCGAGUCCAGAUCCGGGCCGUGGCUGAUGAGGGUGCAUCGGGACUCCUCCUUUUCCUAACGAGAAGUGUGCGUCCUGCAGAUUGGGGGUGGGGUGGGGUCCAUUAGUCUCGUUGAGGGCUCACCUCCUCCUCCGGGAGAGAGAGGACUUUUCCCGGAGGCCGGCGUGGGUUGGACGCUCUGACCUCCAAUGGGGCCGCGGUUUCCCCUCCUGGUGGCCGCGCUGGGCAGCUGCCUGCUUCCUGCCCUCGGUUGUCUCAUAUGUGAUAAAAGGGUCGUGGAUGCGCUAAAAAAGAUGGAGACGGAUUACCUGCCUGAUCACCUGGACGCUCAGUAUCACAAAGACUUGAUUGAAAAGCUAUCGAAUGGCAUGAAGGAGUUCGAGAACCUGCAGCUUGAGGAUGAGAGCUUUUUGGGGGUCAUUGAUGAUUCCACACUGGAAAAGGGAACCAUGAGUUUUCUGAAGCAACUGAAACGCAUCAUGGACAGUGACGUAAAAGGUGAGCUCUUCGUGAAGGAGCUGUUCUGGAUGCUGAAAAACGAAAAGGAGAUCUUGUCCAGACACGUUUCUGUGUUCCAACAAGAUGUCCUCUGUCCCAACAAAUGUGGCAUGAUGUUGCAGUCCAUGAUCUGGUGCUCCACCUGCGAGAAGAAGCUUCACGCCUGUCGGAAGAAAGCGGACUGCGGGGAGCGCAAAGUCAAGGUCCAUGAAACGGAAGACAUGAUCCUGGACUGUGAGCUCAAUUGGCAUCACAUCUCCGAAGGCCUGACUGACUACAGCUUUUUCAGGGUUUGGAAGAACAAAACGGAGAGUUUGGUGUACAAGGGGACGGCGCCCACCCUGACCAAGCCCAACGUGAAGGCCUCGGACGCGGGCGCCUACCGCUGCCAGCUGAACACCGUGAAUGACCUCCCGGCCACCAUCAUCCAUUAUCAAGUCAGAGUGUUGCCCCCAAGGGUAGAGGAAGAGACACCGUCCACCGUCGCCCCCAAACCGGAGGACCUGGACGUGGCCCUGGACGAGGUGACGUGGGCUCCCAACAGGUCGUCCACGACCCCCCGGCCGCCGCCGCCGCCCUCCGCGGCGCCCGCCCCCACGGUGGAGAGCAUGCUGAGGAGCCUCCUGGUCGGGCUGCUGAUCUGGGGCUUUGUGGUGCUGAUAGCCAGCAUCGUCAUCUUGAUGCUCUGCUAUUGGUCUGAGAAGAGUCCUGGCUACUUCAUCGACUCCAUCAAGACCUGGCUCAGCACUGCCCCGGAGGCGGCUCAGAUCCCCGACGCUCCAGAGAAAAAGGCCAAGAAAUCCAGGAGCAAAUAAAAGAUUUAUUUGAUUGUUUUAAGUGUCUGACGCACCCGUGCAUGCCGAUCUCAGCUCUUGGUUUCCCCCCGGAGAGCAGAGGUCUGGGGACAAGCCUC